UGAGGGGGUGCAGCACUCGGCCCCCCCCCGCUCUGGCACAUCCGCUGCGCGGGGCAGGAAGUUGGGGGGGCCUCCCCCAUCUCGGAACGCGCCCGCAGCAUCGGGACCCGCUCUGGCUGCACCCACUGAUGGCUGCCCCGCGCUGGCACCCGCUGCUGCUGGCGCUGGCGGGGCCGGCGGCGGCCGGGGACCCCGCGGUGGCCCGCAAUGACCGGGCGGUGGCCGCGCUGCUGGCGCUGCUGCUGUGCCUGGCGCUGGGGCUGGCGCUGGCCUGGCACCACCUGUGCCGCCUCUCGGCCGGCCGCUACCACCCCCGGCCCCUGGGCCGCCGGGCGCUGGAGCUGCUGCGGGGACAGUGGCACCGGCUGCGCUCGCCGGGGGACCCCGCCGCGACACUCGGGGACGGCGACACGGAGGUGGCCGUGCGGGACGAGGAGGAAGAGCUGAUGCCCUGGAGCCUGGAGCGGCGGCCGCAGCAGGAUGAGGGGGAGGAGGAUGAGCAGGAAGAUGAGGAGGAGGAGGAGGAGGAGGAGGAGGCCGAGGCAGCGCCAGAGGGCGGGGAGAGCCCCCCGAGUGAGGGGGAGGUGGCGGGGGGCAGCGCCGAGGCCCUGCUCGGUGACCUGCACGCCUUCUCGGGGACAGCGGCCUGGGGGGACGCGCGGCCGCACGUCACCGCCUUGUGACAUCAUUGUCCUGACGUCACCACCCUUUGAUGUCACCUCCCUGCGGUGCCACCUCCCUGCCAGCCAAGGGACCCCUUCUCUGUCCCCUGCCCGCCCCCAGCCGAGGCUCCUGAUUGGCUGCAGGGGCCCUGUCCGGGUUUGCACUGACCAAUAAAAGAGCAGCUCGGGGG
This is a messenger RNA of Taeniopygia guttata (zebra finch), 853 nucleotides long. RefSeq names its product protein tyrosine phosphatase receptor type C associated protein (gene PTPRCAP). Lineage: Eukaryota; Metazoa; Chordata; Aves; Passeriformes; Estrildidae. The record is from RefSeq and is a predicted model, not a curated record.